AUGAACUUGAGCAUACGACGGCUUGUCAGGCUUUCCUAUCUUAUUGCCACCAUUCGCGAGGUCGCAGCAGUCUUCGACCCGGACCAGCCUGGGGUGGAGGAGAAUUUCUAUCCUGGAGAAGCCGACCCAAAAGGCAAAAUAACAUGCCAAGGGCCACCACCUUCCUUCAGAAUACCGCGAACUUUCGGUUUGCAAAGCGACCCCAAUACGUGGACUUUGCAAGAGCUUUGCGCAAAGCCACAGUACGGUGGCAGAGGAAUCCAUCAGCAUGGAGGAGCUUACUGUUACCAUUACGAUACACCUAACGAAGCUCCUCGUGUGGUAUUCGAUAGCUCACCAAUCGCCCAGGCCUCACCAGUGCUGCAGAACGCAAGAAUGCUCGCGUACUGCUUGCUCCGGUGUUUCUGUACUUAUGGCAUAACGAGAGAGGAUGCUUAUCAUCAGAUAAAACCAGUCAGAGACAUGGAAUUCGGCAACAGGAUCCUCACCCCUGACGAAGAUUCCUUGGGCGGCAUGGAGCUUGGGGAUAGAUUUUGGGACGUCGUGACGUAUGAGCUACCGGGAGCCUCACAGUUAGAGGCCCAGCAGUGGCAGGCCAACCACAACAUGGAACCCUACAACAUGAUAUCGUAUGUUGGGGUAAGCAUCAAUCCGGCAAACACGAUAGAGUGUGAUGGCAACGUACCUCCGAUGGCCUUGACACUCGACGACAUCACACCCAACAUCGGCAUGACUUGGCAGAACUGGGCCCAAUCGCAUACCCUGCGGGCACACUGCUUCUCAAUGUGCCAUUGCGGUCCAGACGACGAAGACUCCGACGAAGAUCUCGACGACAAGAUCACAAUCCCAGGUGUAUUUGAAUUCGUGAGGGAUAGAGCAAUCGGUAUUGGAGGCAAAGGCAACGUUGACAUCUUCGUGAAGAAUCCGAAUGGUGCUACGCUCAAGUAUUCCCUCAUGCAACCCGCAGAUGGAGGGUCCAAGGUCGCGGUUGGAGCAUGCGAGGACGAUGCGAAACGAUUCUGUCCCGUGGAGGACUGGCCGGAGGAUAUUCUGGGACCCUUGAAGCCGACGGCGCCGGUGCCACCUCCUCCUGAUGAAGAUCUGGUGCAAUUGAGCCAGUGUGGUACGGAGUGCAAUGAUCAGAGCGACUGCGGGUCUUUUGAAAAAGGCUGUCGGUGUAUCGCUCCUAAGUCCUUGCCUCAGUAUGUGCCCUUGGACCCGAUCUUUCCGAAAUUGCCGGAGUUGCCGAAGGGGAGAUGCUUGUCGCUGACGCCGGAUUUGAUGCAUGCGAUUGCGUUGGAUCAAGUUGCUCUGAGGAAGAGGGAGAGCGAGGUUUCGAGAAAUGAAAGCCUUGGUAGGGAUUGA
Molecule: messenger RNA, 1365 nt
Organism: Bacidia gigantensis
Lineage: Eukaryota; Fungi; Ascomycota; Lecanoromycetes; Lecanorales; Ramalinaceae
Exons: 2
Coding region: 1-1365 (454 amino acids)
Source: RefSeq, a predicted model, not a curated record